UUAGCAUUGAAAAAUGGAAACACAUGGGAUAAUACUGAAUUGCCUGUAUGAAUUGUGCUGCACUGCAGACACUGACCUAAUGUAUUGAUUUUGGAAAUCCUGUGUGCGUUUUCUUGCCAGAGUAGUUAUUGAAAUUGAGAAUAUUCAUUGGAUCAAUUUCAAGAUAAAUAUCCCAAGUCAGACUGACUGCUGCUGAGCUAAUUUUUAAUGAAGAAAAACAUCCAUAUGUUAAAAUCAGAAUUUGAAAAGAAAGUUCCUAAAUAUAUACUUACUGCACAAUCUAGAAAAAUGUGUUUUCAAAACAUCGAGUAAUAAGUGUAAUGGCAUUAUGUACCCAGGCAAAAUAAGAGCAUGCAUUCAUACAUUUAUUCUGUGAGUAAUAAACUGCUGUGGAGACAAAGAUAACUCAGUCUAGGGAAGACUGCCAUCUUAAAAAAUGACCACAGCACAGUUUGAUGAGCACUGUAAGAGAGGCUAGAACUGAGGGCAAGAGAUAUGAGUGAACUGAGGGUGUGAGGAAAAGAAGCCGGGAACUCUUCAGAGAGAAGACACUUGAGUUGGUUCUUGAAGACUAAGGAAUCUGCCAUCUGAUUAAAGAUCCAGCCCUGAUGUUGCAACCUGGAAAGUAGUAUAUGCUUGGAAAGUAGGGACUGAAUAGAAAUCCAGUUCUUUCCUCGAGGUCUGGAAUCACAUUGAGUCAAAAGCACCCGGAGUUUUCUUCAGUUACAAACAAAAUGAAUCUUCCUGCGCUCCUGCCUCAUCCUCACCAGCAUUUCCUAAAAGGCCUGUUAAGAACACCUUUCCGUGGUUACCACUUCACCUUUCACUCAAGUGCUCAUCUCCUAUCAGGAAUCCUGUGUGCUCAGCCUUUUAAGUCACUUGGACUCCAUUGUACCAAGUGGAUGCUGCUGUCAAAUGGCUUAAGGAGGAAAUUAUGUGUACAAGCAACCUUAAAGGACCACAUGGAAGGACUUUCUGAUAAAGAACAAAGAUUUGUGGAUAAACUUUAUACUGGCUUAAUCCAAGGGCAAAGGGCCUGCUUAGCAGAGGCCAUAACUCUUGUAGAAUCAACUCACAGCAGGAAAAAGGAGUUAGCCCAGGUGCUGCUUCAGAAAGUAUUAAUCUACCACCGAGAACAAGAACAAUUAAAUGGAGGAAAACCACUAGCAUUUAGAGUGGGAUUGUCUGGACCCCCUGGUGCUGGAAAAUCAACAUUUAUAGAAUAUUUUGGAAAAAUGCUUACUGAGCGAGGGCACAGAUUAUCGGUGCUAGCUGUGGACCCUUCUUCCUGCACUAGUGGUGGAUCACUCUUAGGUGAUAAAACCCGAAUGACGGAGUUAUCAAGAGAUAUGAAUGCAUACAUCAGACCAUCUCCUACCAGAGGGACUUUAGGAGGUGUGACAAGGACCACAAAUGAAGCUAUUCUGCUAUGUGAAGGAGGGGGGUAUGACAUCAUUCUUAUUGAAACUGUAGGUGUGGGUCAGUCGGAGUUUGCUGUUGCUGACAUGGUUGACAUGUUUGUUUUGCUACUGCCACCAGCAGGAGGAGAUGAAUUGCAGGGUAUCAAAAGGGGCAUAAUCGAGAUGGCAGACCUGGUAGCUAUAACUAAAUCUGAUGGAGACUUGAUCGUGCCAGCUCGAAGGAUACAAGCAGAGUACGUGAGCGCACUGAAAUUGCUCCGCAAGCGCUCAGAAGCCUGGAGACCAAAGGUGAUCCGUAUUUCUGCCAGAAGUGGAGAGGGGAUCACGGAAAUGUGGGAUAAAAUGAAAGAAUUCCAGGACCUGAUGCUUGCCAGUGGGGAGCUGACUGCCAAAAGACGGAAGCAGCAGAAAGUCUGGAUGUGGAAUCUCAUUCAGGAAAACGUGUUAGAACAUUUCAGGACCCAUCCUGCUAUCCAAGAACAGAUUCCCCUUCUGGAAAGAAAGGUUCUCAGUGGGGCCUUGUCCCCAGGACUAGCAGCAGACUUGUUGUUGAAAGCUUUCAAAAGUAGAGACUAAUAAAUACAUCCUAUAUCAUCAUGCUACAUA
Sciurus carolinensis (gray squirrel) is the source of this 2027-nucleotide messenger RNA. It is a transcript of the gene Mmaa, whose product is annotated as metabolism of cobalamin associated A. The coding region runs from base 735 to 1997 and encodes 420 amino acids. The transcript is spliced from 8 exons. Gene Ontology annotation, molecular function: GTP binding; GTPase activity. Lineage: Eukaryota; Metazoa; Chordata; Mammalia; Rodentia; Sciuridae. The record is from RefSeq and is a predicted model, not a curated record. Gene Ontology annotation, cellular component: cytoplasm.